Molecule: messenger RNA, 1002 nt
Organism: Cylas formicarius (sweet potato weevil)
Lineage: Eukaryota; Metazoa; Arthropoda; Insecta; Coleoptera; Brentidae
Gene: BORCS6
Product: BLOC-1-related complex subunit 6
Exons: 1
Coding region: 181-975 (264 amino acids)
Biological process (GO): lysosome localization
Cellular component (GO): BORC complex
Source: RefSeq, a predicted model, not a curated record
CGUAGGUGACAGAUGGUGACCGAUGAUUAAAUUUACGAUUAUAUGUUAUAAAAAUAUUGAAAAUAUAAAAAUCAUGGCAUAUGGGUAGAACAAAACUUUAAUUUAUAAGGAACUUGCUCAUGAAGUAGCCCAAUCGCGAAUGUUCCCUGGUAAUUGCACAAAAGUUUGACGAAUUUUUAAAUGGAGUCUGAUCAGAUUAAAUCGCCAUCGCCGCCUCCGCCGAGCGAGCCACCGCCGAGUCUACCGCCUCCCGUGCCGGCACGACCCCAGAAACUCGCUGAGCCGGCAGAAGAAGUCCAUAAGAAUGACUGUGCAAUUGACGACGACGAAAUUUCGCAACACAUGACCCAGUCUUACAGCGAGAUAUCGUUUAAAUCGGGUCUUAGUCCCGAAAACGACAACUCCAUCGAUCUGAACCUCGAUUCAAUCGAAGUGUCUGAGCAUUUCAUAAAGCGGCCCGAAACGUUAUCUUAUGAAGCUGUCAGACCAUUGAAUCUCGAUGGCACAGUUCACAAGGAGGGCAACAUGACGCAUUUCGUCGCAGAGGAUUUAGAAACCAAGAUUAAACUAUCAAGUCCCGUCUCGAAGAAGAACGACACACCGGGCAACUCCAGAAGCGGCACCCCGAGCUCAUUGUACAAACAGAUACUCACCUCUCAAAUGAGCCAGCUCGAUACGACUCUCAUUAACGAUUUAGAAGUGGAAGCUCAAAGGAUGGCUACCUCUGUGGACAGUCUCAUAGAGAACUUGAGCGGUAUUUUACACUCUAUCUCCUCCAUUACCGUGGACAAUGUAGACGUUUACAAAAGUGCCGUGCUGAAAAUGUCAGAUGCGAUGGACUCUAACAUUAAGAGCAUGUAUACUAUGAUGGCGAAAGUCGAGGAGGUCACUCAGCUUAUGAAAAACAUGGAAACUAUGUCUGUUAAACUUAAAGAAAUUAGGAAAUUGGUCGAUUUGUUCGAAAGCUUUUUGUAGGAUUUGAGGUAAUUAGGACCCUUGGAA